CUCCUGGCGUCCCUGCUCCUUGCGCGGCUCCUGGGCGAGCAGGUGGGCGGAGCGGCGAGAGGCGAGGCGAGGACUGAUGCUCUGGGUCUUUGCUAGGCUCCGGCUGCCGCUCCUCUCGGCCUCUCGCCCGCAGUGCUUUGCUGCUGCAUCGCCAUGGAUUUCAACAUGAAGAAGCUGGCCUCCGACGCGGGCGUCUUCUUCACGCGAGCCGUGCAGUUCACGGAGGAGAAGCUCGGUCAGGCUGAGAAGACUGAAUUGGAUGCGCACUUUGAAAACCUUCUGGCCCGGGCGGACAGCACCAAGAACUGGACGGAGAAGAUCUUGCGUCAGACGGAAGUCUUGCUGCAGCCAAACCCUAGUCUGUCUGGUCUUCCAGGUGCCAGAGUCGAAGAAUUCCUGUAUGAAAAGCUAGACCGGAAAGUGCCCUCUCGAGUCACCAAUGGAGAGCUCCUGGCGCAGUACAUGAUCGAGGCAGCCAACGACUUUGGCCCAGGGACUCCCUAUGGAAAGACCCUCAUCAAAGUCGGGGAAACCGAGAGGCGCCUGGGAGGAGCCGAGCGAGAUUUCAUCCACUCCGCAUCCGUCAACUUCCUGAGUCCUUUGCGCAACUUCCUGGAGGGAGACUGGAGAACCAUUUCUAAAGAAAGACGGAUCCUGCAGAACCGCCGCCUGGACCUGGACGCCUGCAAAGCCCGACUGAAGAAAGCGAAGGCUGCCGAAGCCAAAGCAGCGGCUGUGCCUGACUUUAACGAGACUAGACCACGUAAUUACAUUCUCUCCGCCAGCGCAUCAGCGCUGUGGAGCGAUGAAGUGGAAAAAGCUGAGCAUGAGCUCCGGGUGGCCCAGACCGAGUUCGACAGGCAGGCCGAAGUCACUCGCCUCCUCCUGGAAGGGAUCAGCAGCACCCAUGUCAACCACCUGCGUUGUCUCCAUGAGUUCGCAGAAGCUCAGGCCACAUACUAUGCACAGUGCUACCAGUACAUGUUGGACCUUCAGAAACAGCUGGGCAGCUCCAGAGGAGAAAUGCUUCCUGGAACAUUUGUGGGCAACGUAGAGUCCACGUCUCCUCCCCCCACCACUGCCUCCCCCACUGCCUUGGCUGCUGCCACGGGCCCGGCAGUGCCCACCAUUCCCGUGGUGCCCACUGUUGUUGGCGCCCCUAACUCUGCCCCAACGGUAGAAGGUCUGAACCCCAGCGAUGUGAAGCCUCCCGCCAGUGGGACACGGAAGGCCCGAGUGCUCUACGACUACCAGGCGGCUGACAGCAGCGAGCUCUCCUUGCUUGCCGACGAGAUGAUCACUGUGUACAGCCUGCCAGGGAUGGAUCCAGACUGGCUCGUAGGAGAGAGAGGCAAUCAAAAGGGGAAGGUUCCCGUCACCUACUUAGAACUGCUCAGUUAAGCACCUCUGGGGAAGGAGCCCUUCCGGCAAGACUUCUGCCCCUCUGUGUCCUCCUGGCGCCUUGUUUAAAGGCUGGCCGACUUCAUCCAAGACCAUUGCUCUCUUCAGGGUCAGAUUUCGCAGUUUGGAUUGAGCCAACGGAGGUGGUGGUGGUGGUGGGGUGGGCGUUUGGGUGUAACCACUUCACUUUUUUCCAGGAUCCCGAGCCUGAAUCAACCUAACCAUGCUCACACCUGGCUUGAGGGUUAGCAAGUUAACUACUUUCUGGGUUCCCUCUACACUUUUACGCCCUUUAUGGUUGACUAAUUAAAAGAACCCGCCCGCCCCUUUUUCUCUUCCAUUGGAACUGCAAUGAAUUUUAAUAGGUGCAGCGAAGAGAUUUUUCUACACUUCAGCUGCCCUGUUCUGGGAGGUGCCUUUUCCAGCCUGGCCUGAGUUCUCACUACCUGUUUCUUCCCCACCCUGCUUGUCCGCUUCCAGCCGUUUUGUGCAUUUCCCCCGAGUUAAGGAGAAACCUUUUUUCCUUAACAGUCGUGAACAGGUUAGUGAACUGCAAGCCAGGAGGGAGGAAAGAAUGGAAGCUUUAGCACAUGUCCACGGCCCCCUACUCUUCAAAGUAAAGCCAUGGGGGUUGGGCGCGGGGGGGGGGGGGGGAGCUUGUGCAAAUCAAUUGGUCUGGAGAGAAAAAAAGUGCUUCAAAACUGCCGUUGCUCAGCUUCUUUUCUCUCCCCCCCCCCGCCACCCCCAAAUUGUUAAACUUGUCCUAGUCUUGCUCUUUUCAUCCAGAUUUCUUCCUUGUUCUGAUGUAACUUUGUUCCAUUCCCAGCCCUCUUUGGGAAGGUUAGGAAGGCUGGACUUUUUGUUGCUGUUGUUAAUGCCGGAUGUCAGGAAACAGCUGUUUGGUUUCUGGAAAUCUAUGAAAUGCUUUUCCUCUUGCCCGUGUGAAGAGGACUCAUACUGGUCUUUCUGCCCCACUGUUGGCUUGCAUAUUAAUGUGGUGGGGGGGGGGGGAAGAGUUGUGAUGCUUUGCAGUUCCUUGUGAAGCCCUGCAGGCGUUCCGUGCCUGGGGCUGCUACCAUCUCACACACGCACACACACACUGCUGAAGUGCAGAGUGGAGCCAUAUUUCUUCUUGAGGUAGCGGGAAGAGCCAGUCUUUUAUAACAACAGCGCAGGUCAAACCCAUCAGCUGCUCAGCAGUGCCGCUGGCUGCAUGGACCACUUUAGCUUGCUUGGUUUUUUUCCUCCGAGUUCUUCUCUCUUCUGAGCUUCUUUGUGAUUUCCCUGAUGUUAAGAUUUCAGAGCACUUCCAUGUUGGAUAUAUCUAUAUAUAAACACACACAAGGUUGACUUUUGCCAAUAAACACCUAGCCUGCC
Messenger RNA from Heteronotia binoei (common prickly gecko), 2778 nucleotides. RefSeq names its product SH3 domain containing GRB2 like, endophilin B2 (gene SH3GLB2). The transcript has 12 exons. Gene Ontology annotation, molecular function: protein binding. Gene Ontology annotation, cellular component: cytoplasm; membrane. The record is from RefSeq and is a predicted model, not a curated record. Gene Ontology annotation, biological process: membrane organization. NCBI's taxonomy places the organism in Eukaryota, Metazoa, Chordata, Lepidosauria, Squamata, Gekkonidae. The coding region runs from base 154 to 1401 and encodes 415 amino acids.